CCUGUCCACAUCGAAGGUACAACACUGGAAGGAGGCGGCCAAAUCCUCCGUCUAGCCAUUGGCCUCUCCGCACUCACUCGCAUACCUAUCCACAUCACCAACAUCCGGGGCAACAGAUAUCGAGGCGGCGGCCUCAAAGUCCAGCACAUGAAGGGUGUGGAGUGGCUGGCGCGAGCGGCAGAGGCCCAGGUCACUGGCCUUGCACUAAAGAGCAAGGAAUUACUUUUUGUGCCGAGGGCGAUGAGCAAACUGGCUUUGGACGCCAACGACGCCAACGGGCCGGUAUGGGAUGUUCGACAGACAACGCCGGGAGCUACCAAUCUCGUCUUCCAAGCUUUGCUGCCUUACGUCCUCUUUGCAAGAACCCCACAUGAGAGGAUUACGCUGAGGAUCACGGGCGGCACAAAUAUAUCGGCGUCACCGUCAUUUGAUUAUGUCGAGCAAGUUCUUCUGCCCGUGUUGGAGAAGAUUGGUGUGCCGAGGAUCAAGGCACGGUUGAAGGAGAGGGGAUGGGCGCAUGUGGGUGCUGGGACGAAAAUGGAGCUUGGAUGUGUGGAGUACGAGAUUACGCCUCUGAGGGGUACAUUGCCUGGGUUUCGACUUGCUGAGAGGGGCGAGGUAGUGCAUUUGACCGCUACUUUCCUUGCACCGAAGGCCUGCGAGAGUCAGUGUAGACAAGUUCUUGAGACGGUUGUGUGGAAGCAUCGAAAAAAGAUAUUUGAAGAGCGUGAGGUGGAAUGGGAGCAGGAUGUGGAAGUCAGGUUCGAAGAUUCCGGACACUCGAGACGCUACUAUCUCCUCCUCGUGGCGACGACUUCGACGGGAAUGAAGUUGGGGCGGGACUGGUUACAUGACGGUCGAGCUGUGAAGGCCGGACGGGAAGAGACGACUAUCAAGAUGAUGGUCGAGAAGGCGACAAAGGAGCUUAUAUCUGAGGUUGCGAAGGGUGGGUGCGUGGAUAAGUACUUGAGGGACCAGUUGGUCGUGUUUCAGGCGCUGGCAGAGGGGAGGAGUGAGGUUUUUGCCGGGGACGAGGGGUCUGGUAAAGGGGAGGAGGAUUUGCAUGCCAGGACUGCGCAGUGGGUGGCCAGUAGGGUGUUGGGGGUGGAUUUUGAUGAGGGGGGUGGGUGUGAUGGCGUUGGGUUUGUG
Westerdykella ornata is the source of this 1149-nucleotide messenger RNA. Its product is annotated as RNA 3'-terminal phosphate cyclase. Gene Ontology annotation, cellular component: nucleus. The annotation marks the transcript as partial. Gene Ontology annotation, molecular function: RNA-3'-phosphate cyclase activity. The transcript has 2 exons. Gene Ontology annotation, biological process: RNA processing. NCBI's taxonomy places the organism in Eukaryota, Fungi, Ascomycota, Dothideomycetes, Pleosporales, Sporormiaceae. The record is from RefSeq and is a predicted model, not a curated record.